AUGACGCUCCUCUCGCUCCAAGCGAAGCGGGAUGUUGCGUCUCUGAUCCGUGUCGUAUGUCUUUGUCUUAUUGCAGGUGCGGCGGUAUCGUCACGUCUAUUUGCUGUGGUACGCUACGAGUCGAUUAUCCAUGAGUUUGAUCCGUGGUUCAAUUUCCGGGCGACCAAGAUUCUCACGAAGGAUGGAUACUACCGUUUCUGGAAUUGGUUCGACCCUACAGCAUGGUACCCACUUGGCCGUGCUGCGGGCGGUACCGUGUUCCCUGGCCUCAUGGUCACGAGCGGUACCUUGUACAACAUUUUGCAUUUCUUCAACAUACCUGUGAACAUCCGUGACAUCUGUGUGAUGCUUGCACCCCUAUUCAGUAUAUUUACCGUGAUUGCGGCGUACCUAUUCACAUCGAUCAUGAAAGAUGAGGCAGCGGGCUUGCUAGGCGCCAUUUUUGUCGGUAUUGCGCCUGGCUACAUUUCGCGCUCCGUCGCUGGUUCGUACGACAACGAGUGCAUUGCGAUCUUUUUGCUGCUGUUCACGUUCUACCUUUGGGUGCGCGCUGUGCGUGACGGAUCGAUGCUAUUCGGCAUGCUCACUGCGCUGUUCUACUUUUACAUGGUGGCUGCCUGGGGUGGCUACGUGUUCAUUACGAAUAUGAUCCCUUUGCAUGCGUUUGUAUUGGUUUUGGUGGGCCGCUUCAGCGAGCGCUUGUACGUGGCCUAUUCGUCGUUUUACGCUAUUGGCACGCUCGCGAGUAUGCAGAUCCCGUUCGUGGGAUUCCAGCCUGUGCGAACAUCCGAGCAUAUGGCUGCGCUGGGUGUCUUUGGCCUUCUGCAAUUGAUUGCGCUCACAGAACUCACCCGCAAAUACGUUAGUUCAGCGCAGUUCAAGGUGCUUGUGCGCUCGUUUGUCGCGCUCGUGGCAGUGUUGGCCUUUGGCGCCUUGGUCCUUCUAACGUACGCCGGUUACAUUGCGCCGUGGACAGGUCGUUUCUAUUCGCUAUGGGACACAUCGUAUGCGAAGAAGCAUAUCCCGAUCAUUGCCUCUGUCUCCGAGCACCAGCCGCCUGCAUGGCCUGCGUAUUUCAUGGACUUGCACUGCCUACUCUUCUUGUUCCCUGCCGGUGUGUUCUUCCUAUUCCGUGAGCUGCGUGAUGAGCAGAUUUUCGUGAUUAUUUAUGCUGUCAUGGCCUCGUACUUCUCGGGUGUCAUGGUGCGUCUUAUGCUGACACUUACGCCCUGCGUAUGUGUAUGUGCGGCAGUAGCGCUCUCUCACUGGAUGGAUGUGUAUGCAGGCGCACCACUCGGUACGAUGCCAAGCCUCGGCAAGAAGCGCCUUACUCGUACGAUGCCAUGGGACAUGCGCUUCCUUGUGCUAGGCUCGCUGUUCAUUAUGCUGGAACUGUUUGUGUUCCACUGCACACACAUCACCUCGUCAGCCUACUCGUCGCCAUCGGUCGUGUUGGCAUCGCAGACACCUACCGGCCAAGUGCAAAUCAUCGACGAUUUCCGUGAGGCCUACUACUGGCUGCGUGAGAACACGCCCCAGGACGCCAAGGUCAUGAGUUGGUGGGACUAUGGCUACCAAAUUGCCGGUUUUGCUGACCGUACGACUCUCGUCGAUAAUAACACGUGGAACAAUACACAUAUCGCCACCGUUGGACGAGCCAUGGCGUCCUCCGAAGAGAAAGCGUACCCGAUCCUGCGCCAGCACGAUGUUGACUACGUGCUUAUCCUCUUUGGUGGCUUGAUUGGGUACAGCGGAGACGAUCUCAACAAGUUCUUGUGGAUGAUCCGUAUUGCUCAAGGCUUGUGGCCUGAAGAGGUCAGCGAGGCCAAGUUCUUCACGUCACGAGGUGAAUACCGUGUCGAUGACCAGGCGACACCGACAAUGCGUGAGAGCCUCAUGUACAAGAUGAGCUACUACCGCUUCAAUGAUCUACAUGCCCAUCAAGCUGGCAUGGACCGCGUACGUGGCAUGCUAGGCCCGUCACAAUCACCACGCCUUGAUACCCUCGAGGAAGUGUUCACUAGUGAAAACUGGCUUGUGCGUAUAUACCAAGUGAAGAAAGAAGAUGCGCUUGGCCGGCCAUUGCCGCAGGCGCAUGCCUUUGAGGAAGGCAAGCGCCUGAAGAAUGCGCCUUUCGCGAAGAACCAUGGCGCAGUUGUUCAUUCGUAG
Messenger RNA from Malassezia pachydermatis, 2169 nucleotides. RefSeq names its product glycosyltransferase family 66 protein. Gene Ontology annotation, molecular function: dolichyl-diphosphooligosaccharide-protein glycotransferase activity. Gene Ontology annotation, cellular component: membrane. The record is from RefSeq and is a predicted model, not a curated record. Gene Ontology annotation, biological process: post-translational protein modification. Lineage: Eukaryota; Fungi; Basidiomycota; Malasseziomycetes; Malasseziales; Malasseziaceae. The transcript has a single exon. Bases 1 to 2169 code for a protein of 722 amino acids.